Molecule: messenger RNA, 2483 nt
Organism: Gadus morhua (Atlantic cod)
Lineage: Eukaryota; Metazoa; Chordata; Actinopteri; Gadiformes; Gadidae
Product: coiled-coil domain-containing protein 149
Exons: 12
Coding region: 116-1789 (557 amino acids)
Source: RefSeq, a predicted model, not a curated record
CGGUAAACAAACGGAGGCGAGGAUACGUCACGCCGAGGGUAGCCACGGGGGAGAGAGAGAUUCAACUGAGAGUCGAGGACUUCAGAACCCGCUCCUAUCUCAGCGGGACGAGACCAUGCACUCUCCGAAGAGGACGGAGAGUGACUGGCAGGGGCUUGUGUGCGAGUUCUUAGUGUGCAAGCGUAAACUGGAGAGUAAGAAGGAUGCGCUGCUCAUCCUGUCCAAGGAGCUGGAUAACUGCCAGCAGGAGAGGGACCAGUAUAGGCUGAUGGCCAACCAGCUCCGGGAACGCCACCAGGGACUCAAGAAGAAGUACAGAGAGCUCAUUGAAGGCGGCGAUCCAUCCUUGCCGCCAGAGAAACGCCACCUGGUCAACCUGGCCCAGCUGCUGAGGGACUCCAGGGAGCGGGGCAGGAAGCAGGGCGAGGAGGUGAAGGAGCUCACCCAGAGGCUGAGCGACGCCCAGGGGGACAACAAGCUCCUGAGGAUGAGCAUCACGCGGCAGCGGCUUGGCGACCAGGACGUUGGCGUGCGCCACUUCCCAGCCUACGAGCGAGAGGACCUGGUUCUACAGCUGGAGCGGGCGGGGCUACAGGUGGUGGAGGCAGAGCAGAGCGUGGAGGCCCUGGCGGACGAGCUGCAGGACGUGAAGGCGGAGCGAGACGCUUUCCGGGAGAAGGCGGAGCGCCUGAACGUGGAGCUCAACCACAUCCUGGGGGGCCCCGGGGCCCCCAUCCUGGACCUGGACGCCCUCUGCACCGAGAACAGGUAUUUACACGAGCGCUUCAGCCAAGUUCAGGGGGAGGUGAGCCUCCUGAAGACCCACGUCGGGAAGUACAAGACCGCCCUGGAGAAGAGGAGAUUCCCCCAGGGGCGAUCCAGUGUUGGACUGACCGGCGUUCUCUCCGCCAAACAGGUCCAGGAGCUGCUCCUGGAGGAGUGUGGCUGUAGCCUUCCCGCCACGCCCCAGUCCAUCAGCGACCUGAAGGCCCUGGCCAGCGCCCUGCUGGACACCAUCCAGGAGAAGAACCUGGUGGUGCAGCACCAGAGGCACACCAACAGGAUCCUGGGGAACCGAGUGGCGGGUCUGGAGAGGAAGCUGAAGACCCUGGAGGUGUCUGGGCUGUGGAGUCUCCCAGGCGCCCGGGAGAGGAGCCCCGCCCUGGACGAGACCCUGCGGCCCGCCCCCCUCCUCGUCCCCACCGACGCCUCGGCGUGCCCCGCCCCCCCACCAGGUGACCAAACAGGAAGUGACCGGGCGUCGUCGGGACGGUGCCUCGCCGUCGACAGCGACCCCGCCACGGACGGCGCCGGCAGGGGGGGUGAAGCCGACCGCGGUGGCGCCACGGCAACGCUGGGCGGCCCUGAGGUCCAGCAGGGGGCGGAGUCCCACCGGGCCGUGAUUGACAGCCGAGCGUCGGAGACAGUGACGCUGACAGAGGAGGAGGAGGAGGAGGAGGGGCUGGUGGUCGAGGCUGUGGUGGAGGACGAAAGGGAGGAGGAGGGGGAGGGAGAGGAGGGGCUUGUGGUCGAGGGUGUGGUGGAGGAGGAGAGGGAGAGGGAGGAGAGGGAGGAGGCGGUGGAGGAGGGAGAGGAGGCGGUCAUGGCGCUGGUUGUCCCGGGCGACCGCGACGGAGAGGGGUCACGCGAAGACCCAUCCGGGAGCCAGGAGGAGCCCCUCUCCACCUCUUGCUCCUCCUCCUCCUCGCUCCUCCGCCAAGAGGAGGAAUGGGGUAUUCACUGCCCAUCGCGCCAAAGGGACUCCCGCCCCAACAGCAGCCUGGUUUAGACCCUGAGACUAACCAGAGGUACUGCUGUCGCUACGGUGGUUUUGUCUUUUAUUUAUUUAUUUAUCUAUUGUUUCCCGGGGAUUUCUAGCUUGUCGACAACAGUUCGGUCGGCUCACGUUUUGACCCAUUCGGGGAAAGAUGCUUCACGCUACACAAGAACGUGUGUAGCGUGAACCUAUGCCAGCAUGCCACACGUCCACGUACCACAGUGGAACACGCGGGGGCCUUUACACCCAGGCCAGUAUUGUUCGGUCUGCCACCAUCGAGCACAGCCCGAGGUGGCUUUGAGACACUUCUUGAUGUGAAGGAACUGACAGCCCUGAAAUCCACCCUGUUACCAAACCCCUUGCCCUACAGGAGCCGUUUAGGCAGGACAAACGACAAUCCUCGACCAUCAAGUCCGACGUCAACAAUGAAAUGGGUCAGUCCUACCCUCUGAUGAAAUUAUCACAAACGUUUAAUCCAAUCCUCUUCAUCAAGAUGUUCCUGGAAAUAAACCCUAGUUUAUUGGUCUUUGCUUACUGUUGGGACUAUCUUAAUAUGCUUUGUGUCCUUUUGAAUUUGUUAAUAGAUGGAUAAGAUACUGGGAAGUGGAUUUGGCUUUGUGGUGUUCAUGUGCCUUUUUGAAGAAGUGGUGUGCUACAGAUGGAUACUACUGACGCUCACAUAAAAUGUAUAAAAGCUAGCAUUGUG